Messenger RNA from Ctenocephalides felis (cat flea), 2199 nucleotides. RefSeq names its product receptor-type guanylate cyclase Gyc76C-like. Gene Ontology annotation, molecular function: peptide hormone binding; signaling receptor activity. NCBI's taxonomy places the organism in Eukaryota, Metazoa, Arthropoda, Insecta, Siphonaptera, Pulicidae. The transcript is spliced from 14 exons. Bases 334 to 2199 code for a protein of 621 amino acids. The record is from RefSeq and is a predicted model, not a curated record.
GUGGUUCAUUAUUGUAAAGAAGUUGUUGAUGUGUUCGGUGCUAAAUGAAAGUGAUACACCGAAUUGACUAAAGUAGUUAAACGUUUGUGAGAAGACAUGUGAUUCGGAUAAAGUGCCUUUUAUUUAUUAUCAUUAUGACUAUGGUAAAUAAAAUUUUGUGCUUGUAGUGGUCUCCUUUGAUAACUGUUUCCAGGUUUUACUGGAAACAGUUUGGAGGAUUUAUCAGAAAUCGAAGGAAAAUUUCUUCAGUGGACAACAAGCGGUUAAGGAGGUCUCUAUGCGCAACAAGAAACGAAUUAAAUAAAAGAUCGGUGACAUAGAGGUUUUCGGGACAUGCAUGUAUCGACGGGGCCUUUGCUAUGGCUUUUCGUUCUGACGCAGACGAGCUUAGCAAUUGGCCCCACGGCUCACGCUGUGAUCGGCAAGAAAAAAGUUUUAACAGUUGGAUAUUUGACGGCCAUCAAGGGCGAACUGAAGGAUCGGCAAGGUUUGGCCGUCUCUGGUGCCGUCACCAUGGCCCUCAAUGAGAUAAAUAGUAGUCCCGAUAUUUUACCCAAUGUAACCCUCGCCUUACGUUGGAACGAUACCAGAGGCGACACAGUUCAAGCUACAAGGGCCCUUACAGAAAUGCUUUGUGAUGGUGUUUCGGCCCUGUUUGGACCAGAAGGACCGUGUCAUGUUGAAGCCAUUGUAGCUCAGGCGAGGAAUAUACCCAUGAUUUCUUAUAAAUGCUCCGAUUAUAAAGCGUCUUUAGUACCUACCUUUGCAAGGACAGAGCCACCUGACACACAGGUGACGAAAUCCGUGAUUUCCUUACUCCGAUACUAUAACUGGCAUAAAUUCUCUGUGAUCCACGAACAUCCUUGGGAAAAUGUUGCUCAAUCUUUGGAAGAGCAAGCCAAAACUUCCAAUCUGACCAUUAAUCAUAUGAUAGCCGUCCAGGAUCCUCAUAUUUGCUGUGAAAAAAAUUUGCCUUGCUGCCAGAGCGGUUAUUGGUAUCAAGUCAUACAGGAUACCAAGGACAGAACUCGCAUUUAUGUGUUUCUCGGCACCUCGAAGGCUUUGGUAGAUAUGAUGAACACAAUGGAGUCUGCACAAUUGUUCGAAAAUGGAGAAUACAUGGUUAUUUUCGUCGAUAUGAUGACCUAUAGUCCUCGAGAGGCUAAAAACUAUUUAUGGAGUUCAGAACAAUUAUUAAAGAAAGCAUCCUGUUACGAGGAACAGGGUUUUCAGAAACGUGCCAAAAGUUUACUAGUCGUCGUUUCAACGCCUCCAACUAAAAACUACGAAAGUUUCACUGAAAAAGUGCGAGAGUUCAAUGCCAAGGAUCCAUUUAAUUUUUCAACGCCGACGCUGUUUGAACAGAAAAAUUAUAUACAGUUUGUGUCGAUAUACGCCGCUUAUUUGUACGAUUCGGUGAAAUUGUACGCGAGAGCGCUGAAUGAUCUGUUAAGCAGACAUCCUGUGGUCACGGAUGAAAUAAUCGAUGAAGUUGCCAGUAACGGUACCGAGAUUAUUAAGACAAUAGUCAACUAUGGUACUUAUAUAAGUGUGACUGGAGCGACGAUAAGACUGGACAAAAAUGGUGAUUCGGAGGGCAAUUUCUCUGUCCUGGCAUUGAAGCCCUUCAACCUGACCCUGAGGGACGGCGGGACCAACUUUACCUGUGAUCACUCAAUGAUUCCUGUUGGAUAUUUCCUGUCGACGCACACCGGCGGCGCCAGCGAUUCAUAUCCGGCUUAUCAAAUCAACCGACGUCUUCUGGUGGACUGGCCGAAUGGUGUCCGACCUGAGGAUGAACCUUCUUGCGGUUUCCUGAACGAGCAGUGUCCAAAAGACGAUUCUCAUGUGAAUAGUUUAGUUGCUGCAGGAGCCCUGGCGGUUACUUUAUUCUGCACCAGUGUUAUUAUAAUGAGUAUUUAUCGAAAAUGGAAGAUUGAACAAGAAAUUGAAGGUCUGCUGUGGAUGAUAGAUAUACAUGAGAUACAUGGAUAUUUUGGGAAUGAUAUUGUGUCGUCACCCAGUAAGUUAUCUCUAGCAAGUGCGGCAUCGUUCGGUUCACGUUGCAGCAAUCAAUUAUUUACUGCAACUGCAAAAUUCAGAGGUGUAGUUGUACGAAUUGGACAAUGGUCAGGUUGCUUUCUGAAAAUGGACGUGGAUAAGGAGAAUGAUCAUCUCAACAUUUUACUAAAUUGUUAA